AUGAAAACUGGCAGAAAUACGGAUGGUCCACUAUACGACUCUACUGCUUACACUGAGUGUAAAAGGCAACCGGAGAAACCUCUAUAUGGUGGAGGGAUCAUUGUUGAUGAGCCUUCAGCUGUUGUGGACAGAGACAAGGGAGGCGUUUAUUCACCGGCAUUUCUACUCAAAAAUCUCACCGGAAAUGGCACCAUUUACAGCUUCUCUAGUUGGGUGAAGCUAAGGAGUGCGGGUUCAGCUAUGAUACAGGCAAGUCUAAAGGCAGAAGAUGAAACAUACAGUUGUAUAGGAACUGUUUUGGCCAAGCGAGGAUGCUGGUCAUUCCUCAAGGGUGGCUUUGUCCUAGAUUCACCCUCUAAUCUCUCUAUACUAUUCUUCCAGAAUACAGAUGGCAGAGAUGUCAGCCUAGCAAUUGCAAGUGCUUCUUUGCAGCCAUUUAGUGUUCAGCAAUGGAACACUUAUCAGCAGUAUAUGAUCAACACUAAAAGGAAGCGUGCCGUGACGGUCCAUGUCUCAAAUGAACAAGGAAAGGGGCUGCAAGGAGCUGCCAUUACCGUAGAGCAAGUCUCCAAAGAUUUCCCAUUUGGAUCUGCAAUUUCAAAGACCAUACUAGGAAAUUUGCCCUACCAGAAUUGGUUUGUGGAGAGAUUCAAUGCUGCGGUGUUUGAGAACGAACUCAAGUGGUAUGCAACAGAACCUCAACAAGGCAAUGUCACUUACAUUAUAGCAGAUCAGAUGUUACAAUUUGUUCGGGCUAACAAAAUCACUACUAGAGGGCACAAUAUAUUCUGGGAAGAUCCCAAAUACACACCAGCUUGGGUUCGAAACCUCACAAGUACUGAUCAACUAAAAUCAGCUGUCAACUCUCGGAUACAAAGCCUAAUGACCAAAUACAAAGAAGAGUUCAUUCAUUGGGAUGUCAGCAAUGAAAUGCUUCACUUUGAUUUCUAUGAGAAACAACUUGGCCCCAAUGCCACCUUGGAUUUCUUUCAGACGGCACACAAAUCCGAUCCUUUGGCAACCCUUUUUAUGAACGAAUUUAAUGUGGUGGAGACCUGCACUGAUGUGAAUUCCACAGUUGAUACCUAUGUUUCAAGGCUGAGGGAACUUCAACAAGGUGGAGUAUCAAUGGAUGGGAUUGGACUAGAGGGUCAUUUCACAAGACCAAACCCCCCUCUAAUGAGAGCUAUUAUAGACAAGUUGGCUACUCUAGGCCUUCCUAUUUGGCUCACAGAGGUUGACAUCAGCAAUACUCUAGACAAAGAAACACAGGCCAUUUAUCUAGAGCAAGUUUUAAGAGAAGGUUUCUCUCAUCCAUCUGUAAAUGGGAUAAUGCUCUGGACUGCUCUACACCCCUACGGGUGCUAUGAGAUGUGCCUGACGGAUAAUAAUCUUCAAAAUCUACCAGCCGGUGACGUGGUGGACAGGCUCUUGAAAGAAUGGCAAACCAGGAAAAUAGAAGCUCAGACCGAUGAGCAUGGAUCACAUAGCUUUUAUGGGUUUUUGGGUGAGUACAGGGUUAGUGUCAAGUACAGUAAUAGGACUACAAACUCAACAUUCUCACUGUGCCAAGGUGAAGAAACUAGACAUGUUAGCAUUCUGUUGUAA
Messenger RNA from Fragaria vesca subsp. vesca, 1608 nucleotides. Its product is annotated as endo-1,4-beta-xylanase-like. The record is from RefSeq and is a predicted model, not a curated record. Gene Ontology annotation, molecular function: hydrolase activity, hydrolyzing O-glycosyl compounds. Gene Ontology annotation, biological process: carbohydrate metabolic process. NCBI's taxonomy places the organism in Eukaryota, Viridiplantae, Streptophyta, Magnoliopsida, Rosales, Rosaceae. The annotation marks the transcript as partial. The transcript is spliced from 8 exons.